Castor canadensis (American beaver) is the source of this 2157-nucleotide messenger RNA. Lineage: Eukaryota; Metazoa; Chordata; Mammalia; Rodentia; Castoridae. The record is from RefSeq and is a predicted model, not a curated record.
AAACUAGGAGGGAACUUCAAUGGGUGGCGCUGGAGGUCGGCAAUGGAAAAACUAGAAAAAGCAGGAAGGGAAAAAGAAGAGAGGAGGCGUCUACACUGGGGGAGUCUAAGGGGAAGAGAUGGGUUCUGAAAAUGGGAGCCGCAUCUCUGGAAAAUGGGCUCGUGCCCUGCAGGGAAGCUUGGGGGAAUUGCGAAUGGAGAUCUAGUGCAGGAGUAGAUCUUAUGAGGGGCACUGUGGAGGAGGAGUCUACAUUAGGGUAAACGGGGAAAUAGCGUCCCCGUUAGGUGAGGGGGGGGGCUCGCUCCUGGAACAGGGGGUACCUUCUUUGGAUGAUGUGAGGGAGGGGUCUGACAGAAAAGAGAAGGGUCUUCAUUGGCCGAAUCGAAGGGGUGGAGCGGCUGCGCUGAUGACGCUGGGGAAGGAAAAGGGGUCUACACUGGAUAUGGAAGUCCUCGCUGAAUAAGGGAGUCUCUCUGGAGGAUGGGAAGAGGUUGGAUUUGUACUCCGGGAAAAAACAUAGGUGAAAGCUUGCAUCGUGGCCCAUUGAGAGGGAGGAUCGGGGGCGGAGCUCCUUGGCCACAUAGGCCCAGGAGGCCGCCCGCGCCCAGGAACUGCCCUGUGCGUGCAGGCCGGUCCAUGGGAACUCAAAAGCCGCGGAUUUUGCCAUGGCUGAUGUCGCAGCUGGACCUGGGGCAUCUGGAAGGCGUAGCCUGGCUGGAUGCAAGCCGCACGCGCUUCCGCAUCCCUUGGAAGCACGGCCUGCGACAGGAUGCGCAGCUAGAAGAUUUCGGCAUCUUCCAGGCCUGGGCCGAGGCCAGCGGUGCUUACAUUCCUGGGAAGGAUAAGCCAGAUCUGCCAACCUGGAAGAGGAAUUUCAGGUCUGCCCUGAACCGGAAGGAAGGGGUGCGGCUAGCAGAGGACCGGAGCAAGGACCCCCAUGACCCUCAUAAGAUCUACGAGUUUGUGAACCCAGGAGCUGGCGAUUUUGCCCAACUGGACACCUCUCCAGAAACCAAUGGCGCAGGCAGCACCCCUGAUACCCCGGAAGACCUCCUGGACUUACUGGGUGACAUGGCCUUGGCCCCACUCCCAGUUGAGGGGCCCUCAGGCCUGGCAGUGGCUCCUGAGCACUACUCUCAGCUCCUGUUGAGCCCCGACUCAGACAACUCCUUGCCCCACCCAAACCUUGCACCCCCUGAUAACCCACUGAGGCUGCUGUUGGAGCCUGAGGAACAGUGGGAGUUCGAGGUGACUGCCUUCUACCGAGGCCGCCAGGUCUUCCAGCAAACAGUGUUCUGCCCUGGGGGCCUGCGGCUGGUGGGCCCAGAAGCUGGGGACCAGACCCUGCCUGGGCAACCAAUAACCCUGCCAGACCCUGGGAUGUCCCUGACAGACAAGGGAGUGAAGGGCUACGUGAGACAUGUGCUGAAUGGCCUGAAGGGCGGGGGACUGGCUCUGUGGCGGGCAGGGCAGUGUCUCUGGACCCGGCGCCUGGGACACUCCCAUGCAUACUGGGCCGUGGGUGAGGAGCUGCUCCCUGACAGCGGACACGGGCAUGAUGGUGAAGUCCCCAAGGACAAGGACGGAAGUGUGUUCAACCUGGGACCUUUUGUGGCAGAUCUCAUUAGCUUCAUGGAAGGAAGUGGACGCUCACCACGCUACACCCUCUGGUUCUGUGUUGGGGAAGCAUGGCCCCGAGACCAGCCGUGGGUCAAGAGGCUUGUGAUGGUCAAGGUUGUUCCCACAUGCCUUAAGGCCCUGUUAGACAUGGCUCGUUCAGGGGGUGCCUCCUCGCUGGAGAACACUGUGGAUCUGCACAUUUCCAACAGCCAGCCUCUCUCCCUCACUUCUGACCAGUAUAAAGCCUACCUACAGGACCUUGUGGAGGACAUGGAGUUCUAGGUCCCUGGCGAGGCCUGAGCCCAGGCUCUUCACUUCGACCAAUAAAGCAGUUCUGGCUAUAGUCACCACUUGUGUGUGCCUGGUGUUGGGUGUGUCCCCCACCACAACACAGAGGUCAUCCCCAAACCUUAGUGGGUUGUUAUUCCUGCUGAGGUCUCAGUUUACCCAUGUGUGCACCUGGGGUAACUUAGGCAUGCAGUGCUUUACAACCAGCACUAUGCAGGGGGCAGAUGACACUCACCACCUCUUUAACUU